UGUGUGCAUUUGUAAAUUUUGUGCACAUUUGUGUAUCCUCUGUGUGUAUUUAUGAAUUAUGUGUGUGCAUGUAUGAAUCCUAUGUGUGCAUAUGUGAAUGAAGUGUGUGCAUUUAUCUUUAUUGAGACUCUUUUGGCUCUAUAAACUAGCAGUCAAAAGGUUUGAACAGUAAGAGUUUUUUUUUUACUUUUUUUACUGUUUUUUUUUUCAGAAUUGUUCUUAUGCUCGCCAAGCCUGCAUUUAUUUGAUCCAAAAUUCUACUACUAAUAGUAACAACAAAAAUAUAACUUCUUUAAGAAUGCGUCCUGGUUUAUUGACAGUAGGUAAACAGUAACAAGUUGAUCAGUUACAUAUUAACUGAAACACCUUGAAUCUGAUCGAUGGUGAAACACAGCAGCGUCUGUCAACAGAGAAACACCAAACCGAUGUGAGAGCGGCUCCAUACAGAACCUGAUGUUUGUUUGCAUCAUACGGGAAGAAGAAGUGAGUGAGUGGUGGAGAUUAAAGCCAAAAGGAUGGAUACAGAUCCAUAUAAUGCAAUUGAAUGUGCCUUUAUUUCAUUGAAAUAGAGUUAAAGGCGAUGGACGAGUUUCCUCAGUUAAUGUGUUUGUGAUCUGGAAAACAGAGACUGUCGUUAUUAUCACGGGUUGGAGGUGUAGUUUGAGGACGUUGGCAACAUGAUGUUGGACCAUGCCGAUGUGAGUUUGACCCCAGAUGAACGGGUGCGGGCCUAGACCAAGAAGGGCAGUGCGUUAGACAUGGAUGAAGCAGUGCCCCUCUGCCGAUACUUCUGCUCGGGCAUGGAGGCUUUUUAUGGAAAAGCUCCCCAAGGAUCCAGAAUAUAAACUGUCUAACAUUCCUGAGAAGAAACAGACGAAGCUAAAGGAGACCGGUUUUCCUCAAGCAGAGCAGCUGAAGAAACAUUUACCAAGGAGAUAUGAGAAAAUAUAUGCUGAGAUCAUCAGCAAAAAGGACGGGCUUCUUCAGACUGACAGACUAAGACAUGGAGGAGAUCUCACCCCAAAGAACCUCCUCUUUUUACUGGUGGGAGCCACAUAUAGUCUCGAUGCCAGACCUGCGAUGAUCCAUCUCUGAUGUUCACACAGUGGCACCAUAAAGCUUUUUUUUUUUAUCUGUCCUCGCUAACUCCUCUGAUGGACUCGCUCUCGUAUGACAGCAGCUUUUACUGGUGGUGGGUUUCUAACGGACAGACACUCAUCUAAAACUAGCACUUUUUUUUUUUUUUUUAAACUAGUUAUUUUAUGAUAUCCCUUGGGAGCUCAGGAAUGCAAACACCUCCACAGGACUGCAGCGCAUCCUAGUUUCAGUUUGCUUUGUCCUGAUGAUCUAGUGAGCCUUACACAAACGUUUUGUUGCCCACCAAGUUUAUUUAUGCUCUUAGUGACGUCACACACACUAACAUAUCACAUCUGCAGAAACGACAUUAGAGCAAAGGCUUUUAUAAAGUAGGCUACUGAGCUGAACGGGUCACUCCUGCAGGGCUGCACCUGUCAUAAAUGCCAGCCAUUAUCAGCCUAAUUCAUUUCUUAUAUAUUUUGUAAAAGCAGCUUCAGUUUUGGUGACAAUCACUCCAUGAUGUUGAAUUAUCAGUUUAAAUCAGAAUUACAAGAAAAAAUGCUAAAAGCAGCAGUUAGGGUGUUUCUCUCUCAUGGUGGAAACGCGUUUCUAUAGUGUACAGAACUAGUUUUAACUUGAGCCUUGUGAAUGUAGAAGUGUGUCAUUCGCCACGUGUCUUGACAUGCGAGCGUGACUGUCAAACAUUCCCAUCUACCACAUAUUUACAUAAAGAAAUAUGGAAAAGCAGUGCAAUGGAAUGCAAAAAUGCGUUCUUUGUGAACGGCUUGAUAAGCUUGUUUUUUAUACAAACAGUUGUACAGUUUCAUAUCAGGGAAAGGAGGAAGCGGUUAAAUUAGAAAAAUCCCCCCCAGCUAGUGUUUUAUGUUAUAUGUGGUGAAGAUGAUAAAGGCUGAAUGAUUGAUGUCAGGCUACUGAAUUAUUAAUACUUAACGCACACAUAUUAAUAUCAUUAAUUCAUUGGUGUGUUCUUUCUUACUGUAUCCCAUAUCACUACUUCCCUUUAUUGAUGUAUUUGACUGGUAACUUUCUAUCAUGUCACAUUGUUUAUUACAGUUUUCCCUCUUUUAAAGUAUGACCUGAUAAAGAAAUC
Messenger RNA from Carassius gibelio (silver crucian carp), 2188 nucleotides. RefSeq names its product STAM binding protein b (gene stambpb). The transcript has 6 exons. The record is from RefSeq and is a predicted model, not a curated record. Bases 763 to 1095 code for a protein of 110 amino acids. Lineage: Eukaryota; Metazoa; Chordata; Actinopteri; Cypriniformes; Cyprinidae.